Messenger RNA from Lethenteron reissneri (Far Eastern brook lamprey), 4400 nucleotides. Its product is annotated as parathyroid hormone/parathyroid hormone-related peptide receptor-like. Lineage: Eukaryota; Metazoa; Chordata; Hyperoartia; Petromyzontiformes; Petromyzontidae. Gene Ontology annotation, biological process: intracellular calcium ion homeostasis; cell surface receptor signaling pathway; adenylate cyclase-activating G protein-coupled receptor signaling pathway. The record is from RefSeq and is a predicted model, not a curated record. Gene Ontology annotation, molecular function: peptide hormone binding; G protein-coupled peptide receptor activity; parathyroid hormone receptor activity. Gene Ontology annotation, cellular component: plasma membrane.
CAGGCGGCGUGGACGCCACUUCGCUCGGCUCUCGGUCUCCCUGCUCUUCUCAUACUAGGGACAGAGAGUCACACACACAACACACACCAACACACAACAACAACAGCAGCAACAGUCCAGGCUGUCGUUGUUGUUAUUCUAACCACUUGUAAAGCAGAAGGCUCGUUUACGCCAAUUUUGAUGCCUUGAGCUCGAUUGCAUUUAAAAGCGCUUGUCCGCUGGAGUUCGCUCGACACUGAUGUGGAUAUUACCGCGGCGUAUGGCUAUGUCUACAGAUCGGUGAAUGGUAUAUAUCAUCUGUAUAUGGGUGUGUGCGGCGUCAGACACACACACACGCGCACUGAAGACUCGGACAGAGGCUCCAUUCAGUAUCCCGUCCUCGAGAUGGUGGAUGUGCAGCGCCCUUCUCUUGGAGGGAAUUGACGCCUGUAUCAAGGGAAUUGCAGGGCUGCACCCUGUAUCUUUAUUUUAUAUCGACUACAAAUAUAUUUUAUUUCACAUUUAUUCUGAUUUUUUUUUAAGCAACGUACUAACAUUGUUUUUGGUGGCGGGGGGUGGUGGUGGGCGGUGGAUUUCCUGCUACGGAUCUGAUUGAAUUUAUUUUAAUUUUUAGAUGAUUUCAGACAGCGUUGACUUUUAUUGUAUUGUUUUUUGACGUGGGCGCGUGCGUGCGCGUGCGUGCGCGUGCGUGAGUCACGCCGAGAUGGAUCGGCUUCUUAAUUGACCCGACAUCAUCGGCGUUGUCAAGAAGCGACAACUGUUACGGGCGAUUCCUUCCAGGGACAAAUGCAGCGACGAUUGGGGAGACCAGCCGCUAUCACAUCGGACAAGUUACGUAUCUAAACUCUCUCUCUCACGCACAUUUACAUACACACAUACAUACAUACACACAUACAUACACACACAUACAUACACAUACACACAUACACACACAUACACAUAAAAUACACAUUUACAUACACACAUACACACACAUACACACAUACAUACACAUACAUACACACAUACAUACAUAUACACAUACAUACACAUACAUACACAUACAUACACAUACAUACACACACACGUACAUACAUAUACAUACACACAUACACACACAUACAUACACGCACACACAGACAUAUAUACAUACACACACAUACACAUACACACACAUACAUGCACACAUACACAUACAUACACACACAUACACACACACUUAAACAUCGUGGACUCGGGAUAUCCGCACAAGCCACACGCGCUCAACAUCUCCUCGACUCACAAGUUGAAGUCUUACUAAGACGAAGAUCAGCUUGUCCGAGGUCCGCUCCAAAUACGAAACUCCACCAUCAUCAUCAUCGUUUUCUCACCGGGGGGAGAGACAUCGUCGGCAACUUCGGGAAGAAAGGAAGACGCACAAGAUGAGAGCUGAGAUGAUCCUCAACACGAUUCUCAUCCUGGGGUUGACGCGUCUCUCACACUCCGUUGUUGCUGCUCUGGUGAGUAGAACAACCUUCGGCCAUGUGGUGGACGCCGACGACGUGCUGACGAGGGAAGAGCAGAUCUCCAUCCUGCUGGGCGCCCGAAGGAGAUGCGAGCAGCGCAUCAACUCGACGGGCGGCUCCACGGCGUCAGAUCGCCACUGUUUCCCGGAAUGGGACGGGAUUAUUUGUUGGCCCGCGGGAACUCUUGGAAGCCUCGUGUCGGUGCAUUGCCCCGAAUACAUCUACGACUUCAAUCACCAGGGCAUGGCCCACCGCCACUGCACCGCCAACGGCUCGUGGCUCUUCGUCGCCGGUGGCGUCAACAAGACGUGGGCCAACUACUCCGAGUGCGCACAGUUCCUGCGGCCCGAGCUGCACAUGCGCACCAAGGACGUGUUCGAGCGGCUCUACGUGAUGUACACCGUGGGCUACUCCGUGUCCGUCAGCUCCCUGUCCGUCGCAGUCUUCGUCCUCGGAUACUUCAAGCGCCUGCACUGCACGCGCAACUACAUCCACACGCACCUCUUCGUGUCGUUCAUGCUGCGCGCGGUGAGCAUCUUCGUCAAGGACUCGGUGCUCUACUCGCGCUCGGGCAUCCACGACAUCGAGGCCUUUGCGGCCGACGACCUCCGUGCGAUCAGCGAGGCGCCGCAGGACAAGAUGCAAUACGUGGGCUGCAAGGUGGUGGUGACGCUCUUCCUCUACUUCCUCGCGACCAACUACUACUGGAUCCUCGUCGAGGGGCUCUACCUGCACAGCCUCAUCUUCAUGGCGUUCUUCUCCGACAAGAAGUACCUCGGCGGCUUCACUCUCAUCGGAUGGGGCGUGCCAGCUGUGUUUGUGGCUGCUUGGGUUAGCGUGAGAGCUACUUUUGCCGACACUCAGUGCUGGGACCUCAGUGCUGGCAACUUCAAGUGGAUCUACCAGGUGCCCAUCCUGCUUGCCAUCCUGGUGAACUUCAUCUUGUUCAUCAACAUCGUCCGCGUGCUCGCCACAAAACUGCGCGAGUCCAACGCCGGCCGCUGCGACACCAAACAGCAGUACCGCAAACUGGCCAAGUCGACGCUGGUGCUAACAGUCGUGUUUGGCGUGCACUACGUAGCCUUUGUGGGCAUCCCCGACAGUAUUGGUGGCGUAGCGUGGGAGAUCCGCAUGUACGUCGAUUUGUUUCUCAACUCCUUUCAGGGAUUCUUUGUGGCUAUCAUCUACUGCUUCUGCAACGGAGAGAGGAUGAGCCGCAUCGUCGUCAUGGAGGUACAGGCGGAGAUCAAGAAGACCUGGGUGCGCUGGAACCUUAACCUGGACUUCCGCAGGAAAGUGCGCAGCGGCAGCAACAGCUACAGCUACGGGCUGACCGUCUCGCAGGCCACGCACAGUGUGAGCACCAACGUGCCCAACCGGGCCCUCCUACAGCCUCAGCCGGCGGGAUCGAGAAACGGAGCCAAUCACUGCGCCCACUUCUCGUCGGCGAACGGCAACUACCGCAACCUGCCGGGAUUCGUGCGCAACGGCUCCCUGUCGGAGAAUACCCACCCGCCCUCCAUCCCCGAGGAGGAGGAGGAGGAGGACGGGGAGCAGAACGACGCGGAGGAGAUGGAGGAGCCGGAGGUGCCGAUCGUCAUCGUUGAGGAGCAGGACUCCGACUCCCGCAUCGUCGCGCAGGAGGAGACGGAGACGGUCAUGUAAAGAGGGGGGGACCUGGGCGAGAGGCCGAUUGGUUCGCGAAAGCUUUGGUGGGGGGGGGUCAUCGCGAAGUGCGGAGUCUUUACGUUUGUGCCGGAUCCGUGCAAAUAUUAUGUGCGGGGUUUUUAUUUCACGUUUAUGUUUCCUUUGUCGGUUAUUGACCCCCUUUCCCGUUCCCACGACGUCCAUGUACACGUCAUCGGUUUUUCUUUCGAUUCCGUUCCGAUGGCGUACGUACACGGAACGUUAUUAUAACGGAAUCGGAAAAAAAACUACGAUUAAAAUAACUUUAUCGGCACCGACGCUCCCACAAGGCCAUGCGGGGAGGGCGUGUGGCACAGUUUGGCACCAGCUAUCAUAGAGUGUGGUCGUGUGGCUACAGUUCUCUGCGGUGAGGACGAUGUCUUUUGAAAGCAACGUCGCUACGCCUCAAAAUAAAAUUCACGCCGACCCACUCGCGUGUUCCGAGAUUCGGCGGUGAACGGGACACCUACCCUGUAACUUGCAGACGUCUCGGAACGGGAAAGGGUUCAAAUGUGUGCCUCGCUCGUGUUGAGGACUCGGUCUAAACCAGGCCCUUUCAUCUCCUCUGUAAUGUGUUCAAAAUCUGAAUAUUUAUCCUGGAGAAAUCCGAUGAGCUAUGAAGGUCUUUCUCACAGAUGUCCAAUUCAGCCACCACACUGCAGGUCACAACAACACAUUCACUCACUCACUCACCCACCCACUCACUCACCCACCCACUCACCCUCUCGCUCACCACACUGCAGGUCACAACAACACAUUCACUCACUCACCCACCCACUCACCCCCUCGCUCACCACACUGCAGGUCACAACAACACAUUCACUCACUCACCCACCCACUCACCCCCUCGCUCACCACACUGCAGGUCACAACAACACAUUCACUCACUCACCCACCCACUCACCCCCUCGUUCACCACACUGCAGGUCACAACAACACAUUUACUCACUCACCCACCCACUCACUCGCCCACCCACUCACCCUCUCGCUCACCACACUGCAGGUCACAACAACACAUUCACCCACUCACUCACCCACCCACUCACUCGCCCACCCACUCACCCCCUCGCUCACCACACUGCAGGUCACAACAACACAUUCACUCACCCACUCACUCACCCACCCACUCACUCACCCACCCACUCACCCCCUCGCUCACCACACUGCAGGUCACAACAACAAUCCCACUUACCCACCCACCCACUCACCCACCCACUCACCCCGCGCUCA